Messenger RNA from Octopus sinensis (East Asian common octopus), 2029 nucleotides. RefSeq names its product UDP-glucuronosyltransferase 2B20-like. Gene Ontology annotation, molecular function: UDP-glycosyltransferase activity. The transcript has 3 exons. Bases 342 to 1868 code for a protein of 508 amino acids. The record is from RefSeq and is a predicted model, not a curated record. Lineage: Eukaryota; Metazoa; Mollusca; Cephalopoda; Octopoda; Octopodidae.
CUAACCUUCAAAACAAGAUAACAAAACUGCAUGCAUGAAUGAAUGACAUUUGCAACGAUCAGGUGAUAUCAAGACAAAGUAACACAGGUGUACACACAUAUGCUCUCUUUCUCUCUCUCUCUCUCUCUCUCUCUCUCUCUCUCUCUCUCUCUCUCACACACACACACACACAUACACACAUCAGAAACAGGUGUGGUUUUGUGGUCUCAAGUCUUUAUGCUGGUACACCACAGAUCUGAAUGUUGAAUUUCAUGAGCUUCGGGCAACAGAAUUACAUAUCAACCAUUCAUUUAACUUCAUUUGGAAACAUCCAGUAGGUCACAGAAUAUCCAGUGAGAAAGAUGAACACAAUGAGAACAUUCAAACUCAGCUUCUUCUAUUUAAGUCUAUUAUCAAUAAACCAACCAAGCAAAGCUGAUAAUAUACUUUUCCUUUCAAUGCCCUGGUUCAGUCAUGUUCAAAACCAAAUUCAUACAGCGAUGAAAUUGAAGGUAUAUGGCCACACUAGUUACUUCUCAUUGCCACCUAAACUGAUAACUCAUUUCAAGAACGGAAAUGGAAUUAAAUUCAUUCCUAUUAAAGAAGACCAAAAUGUAAGCAGAUUUAUUGAGUUAUCUAUGAAAUUCUUUUCAAGAAAGAAAGAAGGCAGCUGGCUUCAAAUAAAACAGCUGAUACAAAAAAUGUGUGACAACUUCCUCUUAGACAAUGAUUGGUAUCAUUCUAUAAAAGAACUAAAUGCCUCUUUAGCAAUUGUAGAUUCUGCUUUCUUUAGUCAGUGUUUAGCUAUUGUCCCAUAUAGGCUAUCAAUUCCAUUUCUAUUUCAAGGUCUGGCUCUUGGACCACCUUCUUUAAGGAGAGUUCCUUGGAAUCCAGCUGUGUUUCCACUUCUCAGUUUUGCACAUUCUGAUAAAAUGACAUUUUUCCAAAAGCUUAAAAACACUAUUGCAACAUGCAGCUUCUUUAUCUUUUUCCCCAUGGUUUCCCCAUCAAAGAGUGUCAAGGAAUAUGCCCCAGAAAAAAAUGAUAUACCAUUUGAAAGCGUUUUGCGAAAAGCUCAGUUAUUCUUAACUGAGAGUGAUCUGUUACUGAGUUAUCCAAAACCCAGUCUCCCUUCUGAAGUAUUUAUUGGUGGAGUAGCAACUCAUCCUUCAUUGCCUCUACAAGGUGACAUAAAGGAGUUUGUUGAAAGGUCUAAGCAUGGAAUCAUCAUUGUUUCCUCUGGAGGUUACAUAAGAGAGUUACCAAAAGAGCAUAUAGAGAAGAUGGAGAAGGCUUUUAAAGAAAUAAAGUAUGAUGUCAUUUGGAAACGACCAGACUCAAAGCAAUUAGCAUCAAACAUCCUCAUAAAACAAUGGCUGCCACAAAAUGAUCUUUUGGGUCAUCCAAAAACAAAACUCUUCAUCACACAUUGUGGAAUAAAUGGUCAGUUUGAAGCUCUUUAUCAUGGAGUUCCAAUGCUUGGAUUUCCGAUAUUUGCAGAUCAGUUUCACAAUGGCCAUCAAAUACACGUAAAGGAAUAUGGAAUUUCUAUGGAUAUAUAUAAUUACAAUAAAGAUGAACUUGUAUCAAACAUUAACGAACUGAUUGAGAAUUCAAAAUAUAAAACUAAUAUAAAACUUGCCAGUGAAAUAUUUCAUUCCCAUCCAGAACACCCAGCAGAAAGGGCUGCUCGGUAUGUAGACCAUGUGAUAAAGUAUGGCGGAGAUUAUUUAAGAUCGCCCUCUCAAAAUAUGCCUCUUUACCAAUUUCUCAUGCUGGAUAUCUAUGCUACAUUUCUGGCUAUAAUCAUAGCUGUUGUGUUGGUUGUUAAGUUUGUGGUUUCAAAAUGUUAUCGAUGUUGUUUUGCGAAAAAGAAGAAAACAGAAUAAACAGAAGCAAUGUUAUUGUAACUGACUGGUGAGGCAAUGAGCUGGCAGAAUUGUUGCUAUGCUGGACAAGAUGCUUAGCAGCAUUGCCAUUCGUCUUUAUGUUCUGAGUUCAAAUUCCGUCGAGGUUGACUUUGCAUUUCAUCCUUUUGGAAUCGAUAAAU